Caenorhabditis angaria is the source of this 6072-nucleotide messenger RNA. NCBI's taxonomy places the organism in Eukaryota, Metazoa, Nematoda, Chromadorea, Rhabditida, Rhabditidae. The record is from the annotation of a GenBank genome assembly.
AUGCUUAAUUUCGAUGAGAUCCUCGGAAGAGUUGAUAAGCAUUCAUUGCCUAACACUUAUUCAACAGCUCCAACAACUUCUGAAGCUGAUGCAGCGGUAAAAUUUUGAUUUUAUGAAGUAAAAUAUGUUUUUGGUGAAUUUUGACGAUUAUGUUGUCAAAAAUUGCUCUACUCAACUGUGAAUAUGACUUAUGACGUAGCAAAACUCGUGAUGUUUUUUGCCACGGUAUUACUCAUAGUCAGAACGAGCCAAAAUCUACCAGAAAACAUGGAGACAUAUGUUUGUUUCAUUAGAAAUUCUCGAAUUUUCCAGACUGUUCGAAACUUCACCGUCCGUGCCGGCGUCGAAAAAGAGCUCUACGGAAUUCUAACAUCCAGCGAAAACAUUUGGAGUCGUUCAAAUGCUCCAGUUCAAUCUCUACUCGUCUUCGGAGAACGUGGAAUCGAAAUUCCAUCACGGGAAAUCAAACAAAAAACCUAUGAAGAUGUUUUACAAGAGGAUGGAUCAAUUAUAAAUCAACCAACUGUUUAUGUUGAAGAUAUUGAUCCAUUGGAGUUGGAAGAAGAUGUGGCAAGAGUUAAAUUGGAGGCUGAUCGCGCUUUUUUCAAUCAAAUGUUGAUUUCGAGACCAGCAGCUGCGCCAAUGACACCAGCACAACCAUUUCAUAGAGAUGUAAGGGAAGAAUUGGUUGUUCAUUAGAAAAAAGACCAAAUUAAAAUUGAAUGCUUAUUUGGCACGUGAUAGUUCACGUGGGGUAACCUCAUUUCUAGUUUUCAGUUUGUGAAAAAUUUUAGCCUGAGUUUCCCGAAAGUUAGGGUCUAGCCUUAAAAUUUUUAAGCUAAAGCUAACCAAUCAAAACAUGCUGCAAAAUAGUCGAUAAACUUUCAGGCAAUUCCAUCCAAUCAUUCCACUUUUAUCAACCCAAAUAUAACCGAUCGCCGCGAACUUGCAUUCGCCGACAAACUUCACAAAUAUCUCAAAAGUGGUGCGAAAAAGAAUCUGGUCGAGCUAAUGAAAGAAGCAGUUUUUGAGGAAAGUGGAACCGAUGGACAAUUGGCUGAUGUUUGGAAUGAUGUAUUUGCUCUAAUGAAAAAUCGAAAAGCUGGAAAUCAAGGAGACGUUGAAAAUGUGACAACAAUCGCUGGAUAUUUAUCCGACGCUUGCUCAUAUUUGCAAAAAGUAUUCGCUGAUCACAUGCAACAAGUCGUCGACAAAAAUCUCGAAUUAGCACAAAGAGGAGGAGUUCCGGGAACUCGCGGACUUGUUCACGCAUUUUUGAAAGUUCAAAAUGAUGGGGAUUUCGAAGCGGAAGAUGAUUGUAUUGAUGGAUCGCCCACGUGGCAAUUGAUUUAUCAUUGUGUGAGAGCUGGAGAUAUGAAAGAGGCGGCAGAGGCAUUGAUGAGAUUGAAGAGUUUUCCGCAAUGUGCGACACUUGUUGCUUCGUUGAAUCAUGUGGCAAGAAAUGGAAAGUAAGUUAUAUUCAUACCACAUUCAGAACCUGAAACUCUAGGUCCAAAAUUUUUUCCGCAAGUCAAUUCUUAGGGCAAAUUAAAAAAAAGUGUAAUUUGUUUUGUAUGUUUAGACAAGUUGAUUUGCACUCACGUAUAUGAUCAAACAAAACCAGAAACCCCCAUUUUACCAAAAUUUUGAAACGUAUUUUUUCCAGAGGAAAUUUUUUAAAGAAAAUGUUUCUUUGUCUGAAGAAAAACGGUGAAAAUCUCCAAUUUAAAGCAGAAAUUCAAAAAAAAAUUCAAAAUUGCAAUAUUUCUCCUGUUCCAGACUCGACGCCGAACUCAAGCGAAAAUUAAAAGUCGAAUGGCGUCAUAAUGCUGGCCACACAAAAGACAAAUACAAAAGAGCACUUUAUGCGGCUCUUUUAGGAUCUUUAGAAUCAGCUGCACUCAUUGACAAUUUGGAAAAUUGGAUUUGGUUCAAAUUGUAUCCACUUCAUGUUGAUCCACAACUCACGCCGAUUUUGUAUCAAGAAGUUCAGAAGGCUGUUUCGAUUGAUUAUGGUGAGAAAAUUUGGGGGUUUUGGGGAACAUUGUGUGAAAAUUGUAUGAAAAUCAGGAGAAGAGAAAUGCCAGAAAAAUUCACUGUUUCAAAAAUUCAUGAUUAAAUUUUUUUUAAAUUCAAGGAUGUUCUGUCUGUUGUUAUACUUAUUAUAAGCUUGAUAAUUACGUUCGAUAAGAUGAAUUCCAAAAUUCUGAAAACUAGGUGAAAAUCAUUUCAAAUCACCUGAAAAUCUUGGAUUCACCAUGAGCAAUUUUGAGAAAUCUAGAAUUAAGUUCAAGCGAUUCUUCUGUCUGAAAUUUUAGCUGUUAAAUUUUUUCAGGAGAGCAAUAUUUCAUGUCAAAUGGUGUCUCCGAUUUCCAAUAUUUUUUCACUGCACUUUGGUUAUCUGGACAAUUCGAAAGAGCUAUUCAUGUGAGUUUUCAGCCGAAUUCAAGCAAAAAUCCCCGAAUUUUCAGCUUCUUUUGGAAUGUGGUCAAAUAAUCGACAGUGUUCAUAUUGCUAUUUUGGCUCAUCGAUUGGGUUAUUUGAGAAUUGUUGAAAAGUCGACCGAUGAUAUGUGUGAGUUAUUUUUAAGUUGGAAAGAAGUUCAAAAAUAAUUUAAAAAUUGCUGAAAGUUUUUAAAGAGAAUUCCUUUGAAAUCUAAAACUUUUAACAACUUGAAAAAGGAUUUUUCUGAUAAAAAAAAAGAAGAAAAAUCUGUUUAAGAAUUUCUUGAAAACCUACAAUUUGAAUCCGGAAAUUGAUAAAAAAACAUUUUUGAGCUCUAAAUAUUUUUUGAAAUUCUCUCUUUUAAUUGAAAACUUUCUAAAACGCAUUUUUCCGAAAAAAAAGCCCCAAAGAAUUUAUGAAAACUUGAAGAGAGUCCCAAUAAUCUCAAAUAUAUGUUUUUCUUCUUGUUCCAGUGGUCAUCGACUCUUCCGAACCCACAAAAUGUCGUCUCAAUCUCGCUCGUCUCAUCGUUGCUUACACCAAAAAUUUCGAAUUAAUCGAUGUUCCGCGUUCAUUGGAUUAUUGGUUUUUGUUGCGCGGAGUCACAAAUCCAUCCGGAGCCGAUGUUUUCGAAAUGGCUGUCAGUCGAUCGGUUUAUAUUACAAAUCAGGCUGAUGCGAUUUUGGGAAGAUUGUCGGCGGAUGGAAGAAGGGAAAAUGGAUUGAUUGAUGAGUUAGUUUUUUUGGUGGGAAAAUUGUGGAUUUUGAGUGGUUUUUACACUAAAAGUUCGAUCUUUUAGCGAAUAUUUGGAAAAAAAAUUGUGGGUUUUCAGCUGUCUUAGAGCUGAAACUCCAAUAACAAAAUACUGAAAUUCAUGACCUAAAAUUAAUUUUUGAAAAAAAUUGUUUCUCUAUGAAAAUUCACUGUUUCAAAAAAUUUUUAAACAUUUGAAACUUUCAAAAUAUCUCAUUAUACAGACCGAUAGAAAAAAAUCGCAUAAGGUGAAUAUUAUUUUUUGAACAAAAAUGUCAAAAAUUGACCCAGUUAAAUAAUAUAUCACGUGUACGUGAGAUCUUAUCUCACUGGAAUAUCUAUAUAAACCCUCUCCAACACACACAAAUCAGACUUCUUCUGUACCCAACACCAGAAUCUCAACCUGAUACAACACAAAUACACAACGAAUCGACGGAAUCACGAGAAUUUAUCGUAUUCCCUAACCGUAACAAUAAAUGAUUGUAUAAUACUUCGUUGCUACCUGAGAAACCAAAAUAAUACGGAAAUUCAGUAAUAACAGUUUUCGACAAAAAAUCUACUGCUUCAAAAUUCUUCAUAGAAAUAGUGACAUUUGGACCAGAAUUGUUCUUUAAAAACAUUUUUUGACCGGAUUUUUCUAUGAAUUUCCUUCAAAUAAUCAUUUACAAAAACAAAUUCAUUGAUCUAUUCUUCACAAAAAUAGCUUUUCAAAAGACUAAUAUCAAAAUUUGGUGGGUGUUUUGCUGGCGGCAAAAAUCGACGAAUUAGUUGUUGAACUUGUCGAUGGAUAAGCAGCAAAACGAACUCGUUUUGGAAUUUUGAAACACACGCAAUUUUGAUAAGCAGAAGAACCGGUUGGUGGAAUUUGAGAUGUUGGGGAGCGAUUGGUCAAUUUUGAUAGCCACGAUUCUGAAAUUUUGGAGUUUUUUGAAGCAAAUAAAAACAAAUGAGAUUAAACCUUAUUCAUUCAGAAGUUUUUGAAAUUCUGUAAAUUUCAGAUUUUGACUGAAAAUUGUUCGUAGCUCUUGAAAUUUUCUCAUAUUCAACCUAAUUAUGCCUAAAUACCCGAAUUUUGUUUCAAAAUUGCCCCGAACCCACCCUCAAGACUUUCUGAAGUAUCUCCAUGAACCGGACAAAUCUGAUUGACUUUGAAAAUCGAUCUCGGAUGAUGAAUUCUUCCGAGAUGCGGUGGAACAAAUGUUGUAAUGUCAACUCCGCCAGCUGGACGAUCUUCAGCUUCUUCAUCCAUGUCAACAGUCUGAAAAAAUGUAAAUUUCGUGAUUUUUGGCUGAAAACACCAAAAAAGGACUCACCGCCGAUUUUUUUCGUUUUCCACAAAUCAACAUAAUUCCUGUGUUUGCAAGAAAUAUGAGUAUAAUAUGAGCAAUUGCUGGAUUGGAAAAAAUUGAAUUUAUGAGACAAGUUACUGAAUGUGAUAUCAUAACGAUCUGAAAAAUAGGAUCACUGUAGGAGAAUUUGCAGUCCUAGAGGAGUACUGUAGGACUACAAAACACCAGAAAAAUACUGUAGAUCUACAAGGUUUAACUACAGUAAUCAGGUUAGAAUUGCAGUUCUACAGUAUUCCUUUCUUUUCACUAUUUUCAACUCACUUGUAAAUUUUGAAAUUUCGGAAAUAAAUGAUUUUUCGUCAUUUUUUCGCCACGUCAAAUUUCUUUUUUUUCUUUGAAAAAUGGGUCACGUUUUUAAUUCUGUGAUUUUUCAAAAUACGUUUCCGUCAACCAAAAAUCAAAAUUGUCGAAAAAAGUCUGAAAAUACAAAUUUUUGGCUGAAAAUGUUUAGUAGAGUUUUGCACUGUUUCAAAUUUUUAUAAAAUAUUAUCUGUUAACUUUGUAAAAUAAUACUACCGAAAAUCAGAUAAUCUAGAAAAUCUCAAAAUUAAAAAAAAAAGUAUUUAUGUUUGACUGCAAAUUCUGUGGAAAAUUUUUUCACUGUUUCAACAUUUUUAUGUUAUUUGAGAGAAUGUGAAUUUAUUCGUUAUAUUUUUCACAAAACAAUUAAAUUUUUUCAGAUAUCUUUCGGAUCCAUCUGAUGUAAUUGCUCGAGUUGCUCACGACACCGAAUUAACUGGCGACUGGGAAAAUGCAGUUGGCCUAUAUUUGUUGGCAUCAAAACCCACAAAUGCUGCCAAAUUGUUGUCGGCUGAAAUUAGCGAGACUUUGAGAACUGAUAAUUAUGAGAGAAUUCGAGAUUUGAUUGCUGUUGCACAAAGUUUUCAACAAGGUUGGUUUUUGGUCUGAUUUUUGACAGAAAUUUGGGAAAUUGAUCGAUUUUCACCAAAAAUUGGAAAUCUUUUUUUCCAUCAAAAAUUCAUUUUUCAGUUCAACGUGGAUGUCAACCUUCGGAAUAUGCAACACUUUCUCUUCUUGUCGAUUUGACUGCACUUUUUGAACAUUGUAGAAAUGAGGAUGCUGAACAAGCUCUACAGUAAGCUUUUUUGGGAUCUGAAAAUCUAGGAACAAAUUUUAAAACUCUCGAAAGUUGAUUUUUUUUUUCAAAUCCUGAAAAAUAAGCUGAAUAUCCGAUAACUUCUUCUAAAAAUUCACAAAAAUAAUCAAAUUCUCUCCCAGAAAACCCCCCGUCUCCGCAAAAUUUCCUCAAUUUUCCAGUGUCUCCCACGCACUUCGCCUCAUUCCAUCUGAACCCGAAAUGGUUACCGUAAUCAUCAAUGAAUUCCACAUGGUUCCAUUAAAAGUGCGCGAUGUUCUACCGGAUGCUUGUUUGACAUUGAUGAAAUGUAUUGUCGAUUUCAGUUUGAGACAAGCAAAUGAGAAACGCGCUGGAUCGAGUUUGUUUGCCGCCAAUAAUCGAUUUGUGAAACAAGUUAGUGAUUUUUUGAGAGAUUCUGGGAUUUAG